AUGAUCAAAUCGUUCAUUAACAACGGGAUUAAAAUAUACUCGUUAACAUCGGGGAGGGUGAGUCCCGAGAGUGGUGGGAUCGGUGGCGUGGGGAAAGGGAGUGGAAAGAGAAAAAAGAAUGCAUCGAUUGGGAGGAGCGAAAACUCGGUGGAAAUCUUGCACGAUUUAGAAUUCUCACAAAAAAGUGAACAAGUGAAGAUAAGCGAUGACGGAAGGUACAUCUGUAUCAGUGGGUUGUAUGACACGAAAGAAAUGUCUAUAAAGCAUAGGAGACAUUUCGACGAAGAGGUAAUAAAUUUUGAAUUCCUAACUAGUAACUAUGAAAAAAUAGCCUUUUUAUGCAAAAACAGGAACGUAGAAUUUCACAAUGCAGCAGGAAAGUACUACAAAAUGAGAAUUCCAAAGGAGGGGAGAAAUCUACUCUAUAAUAAAGAAAAUUCUAAUUUAUAUAUUUGUUCUUCUUUUGAUGAAAUUUACAUUUUGAAUUUACAAAAGGGUGGGUUUGAAAAUUCCAUGAGUACCAGAAAUGAACAGAACAAUUUUUUAUGUCGAAAUGUGCAUCUGCCUGUUUUGGCUACAGGUGGGUCGAGUGGCUUUUUGGAAAUUUGGGAUGAGCGCGUGAAGAGAAGUAUUGCUUGUUUGGACAUUCAUGAGGGGGAGGAACUCACUGCUGGUUGUUUUUCUGAUAGCGGGUUGAAGUUGGGUGUUGGGACGGAAAAGGGCAUCGUGAAGGUGUAUGACAUUCGUCACAGUAGGCCGCUCCUGGCGAAAGACCAUUGUAACGAUUUGGCUAUUAAGAAGAUUGAGUUUGUGAGCAUCGGCAAGAGGGGUGGAGGCAGCGCUGCAGCAGGAGUUGGCAAUUCGUUUGGCGGUUCGCUUGGCGGUGGGACGUUUGCUAAUGACCGCUUUCUGCGCAGUGGCGAGUGGGGCCCCCCCGUGUCAGGUGGGAGCGCGUCAAACGAGUACGUCGCAUCUGCAGACGCGAACUGCAUCAAAAUAUAUGGCGAAAACGACCCCAAUUUGUUGUCCUUCCAUGUUAUAAAUAGGGAGGGCGAAAGUGGAAAAAGUAAAGGUGGGACAAAAAAAACAAACGCGUUUAAGCUACUUGGAAACGAUACAAUAAGUAUCAAUUCGUUUGCCUUUUAUAAAAACUCGGGACUAUGUUUCAUCCCAUGUGAUAGUACCAAUGUCUCUCUUUACUUCAUUCCCUACAUUGGGAUCGCCCCCAAAUGGUGUAACUUUCUCGAUAACAUCACGGAAGAAUUGGAAGAAAGAGAAAGGUAUGAUGACAGCAGGAACGACGGUGAUACACAGUAUGGCAACUCGAAUGAUUUGUUUGACGAUUACGUUUUUGUUUCGAACGAACAGGUGGAAAGGAUGAAUAUAAGCCACUUGAGAGGAACGCCCAAUUUGAUUUCCUACCUGCACGGAUAUUACAUGCCAUCCAAAAUGUACACAGAUAUUAAGAGCGUCCUUGAGGCGGAUAAUUUGAACCAAGUGAAAAAGGCCAUUGUGCAAAAGAGGCUGGAGAAGAAACAGCAGAUGAGAAUCCCAGACAAAAGCGUUUUGGUGAACAGAGAGUACGUGGAUAAACUACUCACCAGGGUGAAUAAGAAAGUUGACAAAAAGCAGAAGGCUAUCGUGGACGCCCAGGAGCUAUUGCAGGACGAGCGGUUCAACAAGCUCUUUUACGACCCCGAGUAUAUGGUCGAGACGGUCGACUUGGGCGACUAG
Plasmodium cynomolgi strain B is the source of this 1734-nucleotide messenger RNA. RefSeq lists its product as hypothetical. The transcript has 2 exons. Gene Ontology annotation, molecular function: protein binding. Gene Ontology annotation, cellular component: small-subunit processome; nucleolus; 90S preribosome. The record is from RefSeq and is a predicted model, not a curated record. Gene Ontology annotation, biological process: maturation of SSU-rRNA from tricistronic rRNA transcript (SSU-rRNA, 5.8S rRNA, LSU-rRNA). NCBI's taxonomy places the organism in Eukaryota, Apicomplexa, Aconoidasida, Haemosporida, Plasmodiidae. The coding region runs from base 1 to 1734 and encodes 577 amino acids.